Messenger RNA from Ilyonectria robusta, 1836 nucleotides. RefSeq lists its product as uncharacterized. The transcript has a single exon. The record is from RefSeq and is a predicted model, not a curated record. Bases 166 to 1608 code for a protein of 480 amino acids. Lineage: Eukaryota; Fungi; Ascomycota; Sordariomycetes; Hypocreales; Nectriaceae.
CUCCAGUUAAGUCAGUCCAAUUCUCAUCCAUUUGUCUCGUCCCAUUUUCCUCCUUACCCCGCAAAUCCCCUCGCCCAAACGAGCCAUUAACAGCAAUAAACCGCAAGGAGACCGCCGUGAUAAUUCGCAUUGUUCUUCAAUCCAUCUAUACGUCCUUUACUCGCAAUGUCCGCAAACGAAAUCCUCGAUCGGGAUUCAACCCUCCAAUCCCUUCCUCCGGCCCCAACAAAGGACUUGCGGCGGCAGGUCAGGGAGAAUCUCCAGUCGUCCACCAAAGCUCCCAUCCUCGUCGUUCUCGACGACGACCCCACGGGAACUCAGACAUGCCACGACGUCAACAUCCUUACCGUCUGGGAUGUCCCUAGACUUGUCGCCGAAUUCAACGAGACAAAGCAGGGCGGUGGCUUCUUCAUUCUAACCAACUCUCGGGCGUUGCAUCCCCAAGAAGCCCGCGAACUCAUCACCGAAAUAUGUACCAACCUGCAGGCUGCGUCAAAGGAAACCGGCGCAGCCUUUGAGGUUGUGCUUCGCAGCGACUCCACCCUGAGAGGGCAUUUUCCGCUCGAGGCUGAGGCCGUCGAGCAAGUUUUGGGCUCUGCAGAUGCCUGGGUCCUUUGUCCAUUCUUCCUACAAGGUGGGCGGUACACCAUCGGUGACGUUCACUAUGUACAGGAGGGCGACAAGCUGCUGCCAGCGGCGCAGACGCCUUUCGCCAAGGAUGCUACUUUUGGCUACAAGAGCUCGAACCUAAGGGACUAUGUGGUGGAAAAGACCAAAGGGGCCAUACCCAAGGAGAGAAUCACAUCUAUCAGCCUGGAGACGAUACGAAUCGGUGGUGUGGAGGCCGUUUUGAAGCAACUCCUGGAGGAAGUGAAUGGCAGCCGACCCGUCAUCGUUAUCAACGCCGCUGCCGAUGAGGAUGUCGAUGUCGUUGUAGCGGCGUUGUUGAAAGCCUCAGAAUCCGGAAAACGCUUCCUCUUCCGGACCGGCGCAGCCUUUGUUUCAGCACGUCUGGGAAUUUCAUCUAUUCCUCCCAUCUCAUCCAGCCACCUGGGACUCUCGGGGGAUGUCGGUGGUCUGGUUAUCGCAGGCUCAUACGUGCCGAAGACGACCGCCCAGCUCGAAUCGCUGCGAGCUCGAUCCGGCGACAAGCUGACUAGUAUCGUUCUUGAUGUUCGAAAGCUUCUCGAGUCUCCAGAUGCCGCGACUAAUGAGGUAUCAAAAGCUCUCGUUAUUGCAGAAGCAGAGAUCAAGAGGGGCCAGGAUGUCCUAGUGAUGACGAGUCGAGAGCUGAUUGUUGGAGGAGACGAGGCCAAGAGUCUAGAUAUUGGCUCAACUGUUGCUCGGGUCCUCGUCUCGUUCCUCCAGAAGCUUGAGCAAAAGCCCCGAUACAUCAUUGCAAAGGGCGGAAUCACGUCUUCAGACAUGGCCACAAAGGGCUUGAAGAUGAAGCGCGCCCUCAUUGUCGGCCAAGCUGCACCAGGCGUUCCGCUCUGGCGUUGCGACGAACCGGAGUCGAAGUGGCCCGGUCUGCCAUAUGUUGUUUUCCCUGGAAAUGUUGGAACGAACGAUACUUUGUAUGAGGCAGUCAAGGGUUGGGGCUGCUGAGAAGGCUAACUAAAGAUGCUUCAGAUCCAUCAUAGACGGAAUGACAUACCAGGUAGUAACGAAUCUCAUAGAAGCUCAGUAUUGACCUGCCACUGCCCAGACCUCAUUUGAACCGGGCUCCGACUGGGAAUUCUUCCACGACGAAUAUCUGUAUUCUUAGCCAUUUUAUAUCCUUCCGCCCAAUACCCGUUACUCAUAAGAUCUUAGUCAUCAUCAAAUAUUAUUGAG